AGGUACAUGGGAAUUUAUUCAGUUUACUGGUUAUUCCCUGAGUGCAUCUGAAUUCUUCUGCUACUGAUAGAAAAUCAUAGGUCAAAUGGCUUCUUCCGGGCAGGCUGCAACAGAUGAAGCGACUUCUGAUAAAUUGCCAGAUGGAGUGAGCUCUGUUGGUGGAACUCGUGAAUUGCAACCGAUCUCUGGUAGUAUAUCAGUGUCAGAGAAUCACCAGGAAGGAAACAUUCCCUCUAUAACACCUGAGAAGGCAUCAGUAGAACCUGACCAAGGGGCAGUACAUUCAGAAGGACAUGUUCCUCCUUCUAAGUCUAAGAAAGAACCAAAAACUCCUGAUAGGACAGCUCACGCUGUACAAUCUGAUACGGAAGGAAUCAGUCCGGUCAUUCGUGAGAAGGGCUCUGAGGAUGGGUAUAAUUGGCGUAAAUAUGGACAGAAACUUGUUAGGGGAAAUGAAUUUAUUAGGAGCUAUUACAAAUGUACACAUCCAAAGUGCCUCGUGAAAAAGCAAUUGGAGCGUUCACAUGAUGGGCGGAUCACCGAUACUGUAUACUUUGGUCAACAUGAUCAUCCAAAACCUAAUAGUACCCCUGUAGCUGUUGGCUUUGUUGUCUCCAUAAUUGAAGAGAGACAAAACAUAGCUUCAAGUGUUGCCAAAGAGAAAUCAUCCGAUGCGCAUGGUGACACACCUCAUCAGACGGGGCCGGUAGGUAAUCUUCAAGUUCCGGCGGUUGCAUCAAAAGAUGAUGUGAAAGAUGUUUUAUUAGGAUCAAAUAGGGUGGGAGAUGAGCCUGAUACUAGUGAUGAUCCUGGCCUAAAAAGACGGAAGAAGGAUAAUUACAAUAUGGAAAUAAUUUCGGUGGAAAAGCAAAGCAGUGAACCACGCAUUGUUGUUCAGACUCGGAGUGAGGUUGAUAUUGUCAAUGAUGGGUACCGUUGGCGCAAGUACGGGCAGAAAUUAGUUAAAGGGAAUCCACAUCCAAGGAGUUAUUACAGGUGCUCAAGUCCUGGAUGUCGAGUUAAGAAGCAUGUUGAGAGGACAUCUCAUGAUCCAAAAUUACUUACAACCACUUACGAGGGACACCAUGACCAUGAUAAGCCUCCAGCUCGUACUGUCACUCACAAUACAGCAGGUUCAGACGUUCAUAAAAUACCUAGCAACAAAGAGUCAGGCUCCUCUGUUGAAUCAGGAAAUAAAUCAAAAGAUAGUGGCACUGGUUGUCGCAUAACUCCCCCAUCCCGAAAAAUUUGACGAGCAACAUCAAACACCAAAUGCCGAGCCUAUCCAAAGCUAAGCUCAUUGUCAUUUAUGGUUAAUAAACGAUGGUGACAGGUAAUGUAGAUCAGUACAGGCAAAUGAUCGCAGAGUGUAUAGCUGCUCUGAGUAGUUGACAUUGGGUUGGAUGAAAACCUCGUAGCAGGUGAAAAUCUCAUACGAGUGUAAUAAGGUACAGGAGUAGACCGUAAUUGAUUUUUCCUCGUUUCCUUGGAAAUAGCCAAUACAUGGCAACUAUCUAAGUUAGUUAUUUAUAGAAAUAUUCUGAAUUCAAUGUCUUGCCAGUAGCUGUGUGAUUUGCUUAAUGCUAAUUGGUUGUCAAGCCAUUUCAGUGUCUGAGACAAGAUAUAAUGCGAGGCAUGUAAAACUAGGAUAAACCCUUUUUGGGAGGCUUGUAAAUUGAGCUCUAUUUAAGAAAGAUUAGACCUCCAA
Messenger RNA from Carica papaya (papaya), 1708 nucleotides. NCBI's taxonomy places the organism in Eukaryota, Viridiplantae, Streptophyta, Magnoliopsida, Brassicales, Caricaceae. The record is from RefSeq and is a predicted model, not a curated record.